Messenger RNA from Hypomesus transpacificus, 9846 nucleotides. RefSeq names its product mitogen-activated protein kinase kinase kinase 11. Gene Ontology annotation, cellular component: centrosome. The record is from RefSeq and is a predicted model, not a curated record. Bases 1094 to 4198 code for a protein of 1034 amino acids. Gene Ontology annotation, molecular function: protein binding; ATP binding; JUN kinase kinase kinase activity. The transcript has 10 exons. NCBI's taxonomy places the organism in Eukaryota, Metazoa, Chordata, Actinopteri, Osmeriformes, Osmeridae. Gene Ontology annotation, biological process: positive regulation of apoptotic process; microtubule-based process; protein phosphorylation.
GUGCACAGACGUAGAGUAGUUCGAGAUUUGGACAAGGGAACACAGCUAACAAACAGGGACACAACUGAUUACAAUGGAGAUAUCAUUGCGCUUUUUGGAUAUCGGAUAUAACAACGAGCUUUUCCAAGCUCAGCACUAAAAUCCGGUUACGGACCAUGAAUGGCACCAUCUAAAGUGCGUUCUCUUCAAAAUUAGCCUAAGUAGGUUUGUUUAGCCCUUCCUGUUAGUAAGUCGUCGGAUACAACAUUAUUGUUGGUUAAUAGACAGCCUACAGAAGAUAUGGUGUAUUACAGAACGACAGAGCAAAUAUGGAUACAGUUGCGCAAACGGAUGUAGGAUUUAUUGACAUAGCGCAAAAACGUUUCGGACAAGACACUGUUAUUCGAGUAGGCUAGUGGAUUUUGGGCGAGUUGGUCAGCUUUGAAACUUGCCGUAAAGCACGGGUUAGCAGGACUGAAUGCUCCUUUCCUGCUAUUCUUCUCCACUCCUCAGCGCUUCCUGCUUAUGGUGGCCACUGCACUUAAUGGCUAAAAAUACAAAGAAACUCAAAAUGGACAACGAAAUGGACAUGGGACCUUGCAUUGGAGCUGUAAUUCCCCAAUGUUCUGGGUAGGCUAUUGUAUAGCACCUGUUGAUAAUUGCAUGACACAUCCACACAGGCAACAGUCAGCUUUGUCCUUUGAGAAUAUCAGUAGGCUAUUAAGUCUCAGUCCAUCAUGUGAAAUGUAUUUCUGUGAGUUGUAGUCCUAAAUACAUUUAAUAAAUGGUCAAACGUGCGUGUAAACUGCACACCAUACCAGUUAGAAAAACAACCUGCUUAGACACAACUUAACUUUUGGACACACUGCAGACUAGGUUACAUUUGUAUCUUUUUAUCUAUCCAUGUCGAUACGAAAGAAAGACCAUUUUUAUUAUGCAAUCGUUGACUAUAUGUUUGUAGCCUCAUUGUUGGCGCAGCCUUUGGACAAAUUUCGCUGGUACCCGAUGAACCAACUGGAAAGACAGAACAGGGAGAGAGGCGCAGUCCAGUACUUUAUUUUCAAAUCUCUAGACUACCGAAUCAGACGUUGUCUAAACAUCUGUUUGAGGCUCCAUGGAGCCGCUGAAGACCAUUUUUAGCCGUGGCCCACUGUCAAACUGGAAAAGUUUGGAACAAUCACCAAAAGGGAACUUCACCAAUCCUGUGUGGACAGCGCUAUUCGAUUAUGAAGCGGCCGGGAAAGAUGAGCUCACCUUGCGCAAAGGUGACCUCGUAGAGGUUCUGUCGCUGGACUCUGAAAUCUCUGGAGAUGAGGGCUGGUGGGCGGGGAAGGUAAAUAAUAAAGUAGGCAUAUUUCCCUCGAACUACGUUUCUUUCAAGCCAAGUGGAUAUGGGAAACUACAAAGCGGUGCGGUGGUCGGGGAGCUGGGCCCAGCAGUGGGAGUGAGAGAGUUUGAUCCAGAGGCCAUCGAUUUUAGGGAACUAAGCCUUGAGGAGGUCAUAGGAGUCGGUGGGUUUGGCAAGGUGUAUCGCGGUACAUGGAGAGGUGGUUUAGUGGCCGUGAAAGCGGCCCGACAAGACCCAGACGAAGACAUCAGCGUGACAGCCCAAAACGUGCGUCAGGAGGCGCGAUUGUUUGCUAUGCUCACUCACCCAAACAUCAUCGCUCUCAAAGGAGUCUGUCUGCAGGAACCAAACCUAUGUCUCAUUAUGGAAUACGCAUCCGGUGGGGCACUCAGCCGGGCCCUGGCAGGCCGCCGCAUCCCGCCGCACGUCUUGGUGAACUGGGCCGUACAAAUAGCGAGGGGCAUGCUCUACCUGCACACCGAGGCCAUAGUCCCAGUCAUCCACAGGGACCUCAAAUCGAACAACAUUCUGCUGGCCCAGCCCAUAGAGGACGAGAGCAUCGAGGGCAAGACGCUAAAGAUCACAGACUUUGGCCUGGCCAGAGAGUGGCACAAGACCACCAAGAUGAGCACGGCUGGAACCUACGCCUGGAUGGCCCCCGAGGUCAUCAAGUCCUCCACCUUCUCCAAGGGCAGCGAUAUCUGGAGCUACGGUGUCCUGCUCUGGGAGCUGCUCACUGGAGAGGUGCCCUACAGGGGGAUCGAUGGACUAGCUGUGGCCUACGGAGUAGCUGUCAACAAACUCACCCUGCCCAUUCCCUCCACCUGCCCAGAACCCUUCGCCCAGCUCAUGGCAGAGUGCUGGGACCAGGACCCCCAUCGGCGGCCUGACUUUGCCUCCAUCCUGUCCCAGCUGACGGCCCUGGAGCAGCAGGUGAUGGAGGACAUGCCCCAGGACUCCUUCCACUCCCUCCAGGAGGACUGGAAGCUGGAGAUCCAGGACAUGUUCGACGAGCUCCGGGCCAAGGAGAAGGAGCUGCGUUGUCGGGAGGAGGAGCUGAAGCGGGCCGCGCUGGAGCAGAAGUCCCACGAGGAGUUCCUGCGGCAGCGCGAGCAGCAGCUGGCCCAGUGGGAGCAGGACGUGUUCGAGCGCGAGCUCAGCCUGCUCAUCCUCCACAUGAACCAGGAGAAGCCCAACGUCAAGAAGCGCAAGGGCACCUUCAAGAAGCACAAGCUCAAGGGCAAGAACGGCGAGAAGAUCGGCAUGCCGCAAGACUUUAUUCACAAGAUCACAGUGCAGGCGUCUCCUGGCCUGGAGAAAAGAAGGAAUUCUCCAGAUCUGGGUUCCGGCACCUCCCCUUCCAUUGGCCCACGCUUCCGAGCAAUCCAACUCAGUCCCAGUGAGAACAGCAGGGCAUUUGGUCUGAGCUCCAUGUGGCCCCUGGAGGCCCCGCCCACAAAGCAGGCCAAUGGGGACCUGAGGCUGGGCCCCCACUGGAGGCCCCAGAGCCCCAAGAGCCCCCAGAGCCCCAAAGUGCUUCGCCUCAGUCCUCAGGAAAGCAGUCUAUCAAUGAGAGCUAAACUCCUGGGGAUGGACAGCAAUGAGAACGGAGAUUCCAAGGACGACUUUGAGGAGUACAGACCGCCAACACCCCAGCCAGCCCUAAACGGUUCAUCAGUGAAGGAGCCUCACCGCCUGACCGUACCUCAGGGAGACUCUGGGAGUGAGGAGGGGGGCUCCCCGGCCGGCUCCCCCCAGCCAGAGCGAGGAUUCCUGGGCAGCACUGGCCCGCUGAGGACCACCCACCGGGCCCUGCUGGGAGGGGGGUCUCUCCUGGCCUCCGUGGCCCUGGGACGCUGUCUGGAUGUGCCCCCGCGGGUGCCCCCCAGGACUAACCACGCGCCCUUGGAGGAGCUCCACCGGAUCCCCUCGGAUAUGGAAAUCGCCGGCCCCAAAUCUCCCGCUUGCUCCCUGGAUCCCCCUACGGUGGAAGACCUCAUCACGUUCUCCAUUUCGGAACCCUUCCCGGCGACCCUCUUCGACUUCACCCUGCACCCUCCCGAGGUGAGGCCCCUGCCCCUCACGCCGCCUCCCCCGAAUCGCCGCGAUCGGAGUAGCCCUCGGACCCCCCGGACCCCCCCCACACCACGGCAGCACCCGGGUCAGGGCAGCCCAGGGGAGUGGGCUCUGUGCCCCCAUCACAGCAACGGGGAGCUCGGUGGGGGGGUUUGGAGCCCCGGGGUCGACAGUGCGAGGAUGGCGAGCCAGGGACUGUACUCCUCUCAGCUAGUUCUGGACCUGCCCCUGUGCCAAGACACGAUGGAGUCGGAGUAUAAACCCCUCUCCCUGUCCCCCAACCCUGGCCUGUUAAGCCCCAAAACACGCCGCCUGGAGGUCAGCGUCAUCCCCCGCCCGCGCCCCUCCCCCAACCGACCUCGCAUCGACCCCUGGAGCUUCAUCUCAGCAGGAGCUGGCAGGCGACAGCCCCCGCUCGCAGACAGUCACACGCUGAGCUACCAGCCCUCACCCACCAACCCCUUCACCAACUGUGACCCCUUCCCUUCCCCAGACUGUGACCCCUUCGCACUCCGGGCAGACCCCGCGAGCACCCCAGACGCCCCGUCACCCUUCGACCCUUUCUCGGCCCCCUUUCCCACCUCCCGCUCCGCCCCCUGCUCCACAAAUGGGUCACCGACCCUGCCCACAGUCCGCUUGGGGCCUCUGAACCCGGCCAGCUCCCCCCUCAUUGACCUGGGGUGGCCAACCUGCAGUCCACCCCUUGAGGUCACCAAAGAAAAAACACGACCUCGGAGGACUUUGGGACUCAAACCGUUCAAGUCCCCCACGCAACUCAGAGACGACAGGUUCUAAACCCGACCUCGCCAGCAGGGCAUGAGGUCCGCCUCUCACAUGGAGGUUUUUAUUUGAAUUUGAAAUGAAAGGACGGCCUCCUUAAUUGGAUAGCCAGAGUGUGUAUAUCCUGUAUAAACAGGGAUUUGCAAUCCUUUAAAAUCUAAAAUGCACCAGGCCCUUCCACUCCAGGAGGAUACUUCCCUGUGGAAACCCAGAGAGCCCAAUCAGUGGAUUCUUCCGUCUAUCGACAACGGUUGCCUUAGAAACCAGGAAGCUACCCAGCCGUGUGAGCCGUGCUAUCUAUGCCGUGUGACGGAGUCGAAUGCCUGAAAGAGGAUUCUUGUCUCAUCCGUCUGCCCCCCACCCCUCUCUCUGAAGUGGCAGAUCAGUAGCCGUCUUCAGACUCAAUCAGACUCCUGGUAUCUCCACCUCUCAUCUCUACUACCUUUUGAAGCGUUUUUGACAAUGUUGUCCUGGAUACAGUAAAGCUCGCCUUAUCCUUCCCCACAGGCUCUUUAAGCACACAGGGCAAUCAGCGAGUCUGGUUUUGUGAGCAACUCCAUUCAGUAUUCUGUCAUUGACCUCUUGAAAAUGAUUAACACGUGUAAGGAAUGCGCUGGGAAGAUGUUAACAAACUAGUAAUGUGUUAAGGACCCCAGUCAGGCUGGGAGCGUGAGUUGGAGCAGUGGUGAGGUAAGGUAGUGUGUUCACUGGGAGAGCGAGCACUCAAAAUGGUUUCAAUAUCCCCUAGAAUUCUUCGGACAAACCAUGGUCCAGACAUCCACCAGGAAGCAGAUAACUUUCCAAUAACAUUCCAAUGAUGGCAUUCCUGGAAUUCUAGUGGUUAUUGGGCUUGUUGGCAACAAAAUGUAAGGGGCGAAGGGAGCAGCCCUGUUAUAUGCCAAAGAAUGUGACUGCUUGUGUACAGGAUUCAGGGAGAGUGGGAGGGGCCAUAACCAUUGCCUUUUACUUUUCAUUGGUCCAGUAUUGUCUGUCAUGUUUGGCUCUUACGACUCAGAAUUCAUUGCUAGAUGGAUCCAAAUGUAAGGGCAUUUAUUUCUCACAGGCAUUAUUUUAUGGCCCACAGCUAUAAGUGUUGUCAUAAUUGGAGACCCAAUAACAGCAGUUCAGAUACAGCCAAUACAAAAAGCAGAGUCAAGUCAGUUUAUUUGUAUUUCACAGAUGAAAACAAGCGAUGGUUAACCCAAGUGCUUUACACAGUAAAAGUAAAGGCAACAGAAAUGUACAAAUUAAACCAACACAGCAACAAAACCCUUAUAAACACAUCUGGAAACACCUAGAAAGCCAGAGAGAACACGUGUUUUUUUGUUGUUGCCUGGAUUCAAAACAUGCGAUGGUGGGGGCAGAUCGAACAUGGAGAGGGAGGUUGUUCCACAACUUGGGCCCAGCCACAGAACAAGCAGGAUCACCUUUUUGCCUCCAACGACUGUCGCAAUGUCAUCGCAGUACUUAAGCUAUUAUGUUCCAGGGAGUGGAGUCCAAUUGAAGUGGGAAACAUUGUCAUUAAACUAAUUCUAACUCUAAUUCCGACAAAGAGCAAUUCCUGAUGAUGGUAAUUAGCCUUGCGACGACGACAGGGUUCGUUUAAUGAGCAAUUGAGAUAUUUGGCUAAUUGAGUUUCUCUUGUAUAUUAUAAGGUAUACUUACGAGUCUAUUUCGGUUUAAUGAAUCUGAUGAAGUUGCUAGAGUAGCUUGGGUGAAGAUGUCAGAGGACAUACCCCACUUUCAGAACACAACCCUGUAUGGAAAUCGACAGCCUCUCCUGGCAGAGCCUAUCCCUUUGUAGAGCCAAUGAGGUUACAUGUCCACUUUUUCACGAUUUUUGUGGUGCCAUUGGCUAAUGAACUACUGACUGGACUGAAUCUCAACCAAUAAGGUGCCUUUCCCUCUCUACCUCUCCUCCCCUUAUGUGAAAUCAACUGCAAUGAAAUACCUUUCAUUCUUCUUUAUAUCCCAUCUUCUAAUUCUGUUCUAUGCUAACCUGUCCUGAGAAUGACAUACUAGUCCACUCUCAUAAUGUCAAAAGAAGAUACCUCCCAGAAUAUAAGUAUUUCUUCAUGUACCAGUUGUACAGAAGACUUUUAGUGAGAUUUAUUUGGGUUGAAAUCAGAUAAACUCCAAAGUUUCUAAAAUGAUCCUCUUCAAUGAGGGUUAUUCAUCUGCAAAAAGGCAAAGAAAAGUGCAGCGAUUUUUUUUAAUCAACCAUAAGAGAAAUCCCCCAAAACAAGUAAUGAAGGUUAGAGUAUUUAUGAUUUAUAAACCAGUUGUUACAAAAAACGUUGUACUAAGCUGGGACUUUCGUGGCCCUGCCAACCAAUUCCCUGUGAUACAGUGGUCAUAGAUUUAAAAGGAAUAGUGGCCUUAGAAUUAAUCAUGAAUUCAAUUUCUUUUCACUGUGGCUUUAGUACUGUUACAUCUUCCUAUAUUGACCUUUCAGUCAACCCAACAGCCCAUGGUGUGUCUACACGACAUAUAUGCACUGUCACAGAGCUGGGAGAUUGAAUAUAAAGCCACUACCCUUGCUUUUUCCCUCCUAUGAGACCGCCCCUAAGAUGUGACAGGUGUGUUAUUGCCUAUAGCCCUAAUCCACAGAAGACGCCUUAGUGCCUUAGCUUCAAACAGGCAAAGUCCACAAGAGCUAUAUCCUCUCAUCGCUAUUACGGAGGGUGGAAGUCACGACUUUGACAACCAUGGUUCAAAGAGGAACGAGGUGUGAGGGUUGAGGUGGUGUUGGUUCUUUAUUUGCCAUUCAGUAGCCACAAUACCAAGCCCUAACCCACUCACUCUGUAAUCAUCCAGCAUGUCUUAUCUGUAGACCUGGAUAGACCUAAGGUUUAUGCUAGCAGCUGUAGUCAGUGUGUUGUUGAAAAAUAGAAAGAGCUCACAACUUUGUUUGGAUGUUGUGGGAUUUCUGUCCUUCCAAGAGCAGAUUUGUUUCCCAACAUUAUAUAUAGGAGAUGUGACUUUACUUGGCUAAAUUAUAGGGUAUUUCUGACAAAAAUACAAGCUACAAAAAGCCUGCUUUUGUGGCCUUUUUUCUGGUGCGUACUAACAGAGCGAUUCCAUGUAACCUUUACAACAAGCUUUGAGGUAGUCACUAUAUGUUAAUAAAUCAUUUGUAAUCUCAGAAAAACAUACAUAGAACACCCGACGCAAUCCCUUUAAGUCGUAUCUCCUUUCAGUGCCCCGUUGUUCACCACUUCUCUGAUUCUGUGACCAGUGGCGUGACCGCGACAUAGUUUUUUUUUUACAGGAAAGGCUGAUUUUCCUGGUUGCCUGUCAGGUCUGGGCCUGUCACCUGACUGACAGCUAGACAAAACGGCGCUCCCAAUAAGAAGCUCUUCAGGAGUUGUUUGUGACAUGCCGCUCUUUCGGGCGUCGCCUCAUUCGUCUUUGCAAAUCUGUAUUUUGAACGGUUUUGACAGGGCAAGUGAAACAUACCCUUGCUGAAGAAGUAGGCACGCUUUUACACACACACACACACACACACACAGAACAUUACUAGGGUGCUAUUUCGUAGAUUCAAGCUCUAUUAAUUAUCCUCCCUAAGUGUCCGUGUGACCGUGUAAUUCUUUCAGGGGUAGGGGUUAGUGACAUAAGCAAAUUACAGUUGCUCAUUUGUUUUUCUUCACUUUCCAAAUCCCACUUAGUUAAUGAAAUCGAUGACUUCAGCCAAGGCCAGGGCACGCUUCUUAUUUACCCAGGAUGAUGGCCCUUUCCCUUACAGUGUAUUUCUUAUAUUGAAUGAUUGAGAAGCGAAAUUAGAAACUCCGCUUUGAAAUUUGACCCGCACGCAAGUGAACAGCUAUCAGAGUGGCUUUUGCAUUUCUCUCAAGAUGUAGGUACGGAAAUACCUGCCCACACCUUUAUUCAGUGCGAUGUCAUCAAACAAACAAACCAAAACACGAUUUAAAACUACGUUUUACGGUCAUGUGGAGGCGGUUAGACCCCCGGGGUGCCACAGGCAGCAAGGUGUCUGGCCUCACUUAUGUUUCAGCUCUUUUAAGUAUUAAACAUUAUUUGCAAUCCGUUUCAGGCCGAGGCCUUAAUUUCUCCUUAUACCAUCUGCUGUUCCUGCUCCGAUGAUAACAUUUAGAACCCCAAUUAUGUGCGACAGGGUGAUGGCGACUGAUUUGUUUAAAAGACAAUGGAAUGCAGCAGGCCCAGUGUUGAGGUUUUUCAUACAUGCAGGUCUAAACGUGUGUUUGGUUUAAUUUAAGCAGUUAUUAAGUCCCAGGACUAGGCACUCCUCAUAUUUCCACUGCCAGACUGCUAUUGCUAUUGUCUUGUCUGGAUGUUGACGUCUUGGCAGAACGGACUAGAGAUAAUUUACAAUGAUUUUUUAAAUGUGCAAUUGACAACUUUGUGCAGGACAUUGUAAUAUUUUAAGGCAGUCCUAUAACCAAUUUUGUUCAUUUCAAGGGAUAUGUCUGGAGACGUCAAAGCCCUUUGACAUUGACAGAAAGAGGAAGAAAGGAACCCAAUCAGAUUCAUCACUAAAUAUUUGGUUGGCCAUUUGCUUCUUCCCCUGCCUAUUUGGUAACUUUAAACAGAAAGCACACUCAAAAUUUGGGAAGCUUUGAUACCCCAAAACCAUCAAGACAUUUUGUUGAAUGACCAGCCCAGGUCCAAUUGAACAGACAUGGCUAUAGGAUAUGGCGAAUGGUGCAAUUUCCAGAUUUUUGUGUGGUGGAAAUCUAUUCUACUCACAACAUCUGAGUACUGUUAGAACUCCGGCCUGUGAAAGCCUGUGGUGAACUUUCUAUGAAGCUUAGGAUAUGGGAAAAAUGCAGAUGAAAUUUUAUAUUUUAUUUAUGAUAGGCACCUUUUUACACACUGGAUUUUUGUUAAGAGGACUACAGACAGACUCUACUUUAGGUGCUUGAUAUUGUUUGGCAACGUUUUCCUUCCCUUUUACUUUUAGGUAUUCACUGGAUUAUUUAAAAUGGGAUCAGUUGCUAUUUGAGUAUGGGUGCUUUGCAUGGGAUACUUUUCUUCCGCUUGAAAAAUGUGUUGGAAUAUCCGAUUUUUUGGAGCAAAAAAAUGUCUUCACUUGAUAAUUCUACCCACUUUGAAGGGUUGUUCUGGCCUGUAAAUGAAACUAUAGAAUCUCCCAUCAAGUGCUGCCACAACGUCCCUCUAAGGCACCCAAACCGGAGUAUAUGUGCAUAAAACUGCUAUAUUUGUCGAGAUAGAGUUGAGGUCUCUGAUACUGCUUGAACAUAGUCGACAACCUGGUGUCACCUCCGCUCUGUCUCAGUAGACUAUCUAUUUGCUUUGUGUUUGAGUCAUGUUCCUCCAUGUGUCUACUAUGUUGUUGUAAGGGUGAGCUAUUUAAAGACCAUCGUGUUGCAUUGCAUCGCCAUAAUACAACCCCACAUUUGACUGUGCCCGUAUAAGAAGUGUGUUUAUCUUUCUUUCUUUUUUUUUAGGAGGGGGGGGGGGAUUUCGAGAUAUUCUGUUGUUAUGUUGCCAAUGUUGUGUGUCUGUGAAAUCUCACACUGGGCUGGGCCUAAUCAAACUCUUUUUAUAAUAUUGUGCGUUGUGUGUUUAUCAUUCCGUAUGUGAAAACGUGUUUUGCCAUUUUUGUUGACUAUUGUAAUGGGUUUUAACCUGUGGAAAAAAGCAACAAGCAAGAAGACCAA